AUGACGGACGCCACGGUCGCGGCGGGAGUGACGGCGAUCGUCGACCCGCUGCUUCGCGCCGUCGUUUGCGCCCCCGUCGACCCCGCGCACUACCCGCUACUGCAGCCCGCCACCUACGCGAUUUCCGCUGCUGCUGCCCGUCGCCCGUCCCGUCGCGCUGCCGCCCGUCACCAGAUCCGUGCCGCCCGUCGCCAGAUUCCCGCCACCCGUCCGCACACCGUCGCCCGUCGCCCUGCUUCCCGUCGCCCCAGCCGCUCCUUAUCCCGCCGUCGCCCUGCCCGUCGCAUUACCCCCGCCCCCUGCCCGUCACCACCCCCCGUCGUGCUUGUUCGCGUGUGCAGCGACGGUCGCUGUGGGGAGGCCGCCCCCUGGAACCGCACUCCCUCCACCCCUGUAUUCCUCCAUACCUCUCCCAACCCACGAUGGUCCCUGUACAGUCUUUCACAAGUGGGCUGCUGGGCACAGGUGGGGCUGCUGGUCACAGGUGGGGCUGCUGGUCACAGGUGGGGCUGCUGGUCACAGGUGGGGCUGCUGGUCACAGGUGGGGCUGCUGGUCACAGGUGGGGCUGCUGGUCACAGGUGGGGUUGCUGGUGCUGGUGCUGGCGGCUGGCGCUGGUGCUGGUUCCUGGUGCUGGCGGCUGGCGCUGGGGCUGGUUCCUGGUGCUGGCAGCUGGCGCUGGGGCUGGUUCCUGGUGCUGGCGGCUGGCGCUGGGGCUGGUUCCUGGUGCUGGCGGCUGGCGCUGGGGCUGGUUCCUGGUGCUGGCGGCUGGCGCUGGUGCUGGUUCCUGGUGCUGGCGGCUGGCGCUGGGGCUGGUUCCUGGUGCUGGCGGCUAGCGCUGGGGCUGGUUCCUGGUGCUGGCGGCUGGCGCUGGGGCUGGUUCCUGGUGCUGGCGGCUGGCGCUGGGGCUGGUGCCUGGUGCUGGCGGCUGGUGCUGGUGCUGGUUCCUGGUGCUGGCAGCUGGCGCUGGUGCUGGUUCCGCCGCCACUCCCUUCCCCUCCUCUCUCUCCUUUCCACAGCGUCCCGCCGCCACUCCCUUCCCCUCCUCUCUCUCCUUUCCACAGCGUCCCGCCGCCACUCCCUUCCCAUCCUCCCUCUCCUCCCCAUGGCGACCGCCGCUGCACACGCAAACAGUCGCGACGGGGGGGGGGGGUGA
Messenger RNA from Closterium sp. Naga37s-1, 1155 nucleotides. NCBI's taxonomy places the organism in Eukaryota, Viridiplantae, Streptophyta, Zygnematophyceae, Desmidiales, Closteriaceae. The record is from the annotation of a GenBank genome assembly.